UGGGUGGCGGAGUUGGUUUGUUCUACGACCUUUGCAGAAAAGGGGGUUCGGGUUGGAGCCUUUCAACAGAUCUCCCCACCGCCAGCUGCAGUUAGCAGGGUUUGCAUUGCAAAAGGCUGCAAGGAGAGGCGAACGUGGAGGGAAAGGAAGGGGUUUUAAAGGGGAGCCUAGUAAAUUCCAGAGAAGGGACAGCAGCAGCCCAAGAGCUGGUUGCGCAAGAAGGGAGAGAGAGUGAAGGAAGAGGAAGAAAAAAGAUCCGUUGUCUGUUCAGAUACUCUGGUUUCGUCGAUUAUCUGGCAUUUCACCCUGGUAAAUCCGUGUGUGUGUGUGUGUGUGUUGGGAAGGAGUGCCUUUAUCAUUAUGAUUGUAAAAUAGUAAUACCGCUACAUUUCUGGUCAAAGCGUUUCUGCUCAUGCAAGCCUAUCCAAGAUGCCUAGAAUGCUUUAGUCGGCCUUUAACUACACUUAUUUUAAUAAACAGCUUGAAUUUUUUAAAUCUGUUUUUGUUGUUGUUGACAGUUAUCAUCAUCAUUAUUUGCAAACACUUUAGAGGUUUUGGGUGCAAUCCAGCAGUAUACAAUAUAGUUAUUACUCAUAUCAUUAUUUACUAUCCCAGCUUCCUAACAGCUUGUGGUACCAGCUGCUUCCUGGUUGGCCACACAGAGAACAGAAUGCUGAACUAGAGGGGACACUGGCCUGAAAUAGCAGGGCUCUUUUUGGUUGUUGUUGUGGCCCUCAGGCUGAAAAAGUGCCCCAUCUCUGCUGCAAAGGGGUGCCGCCACUGAGACAUCCCUCUGCCCACUCACCAUCCGCCUCAUUUCCUAGGGCAGGUGUCUGAGAGCAGAAUCCCAGGUGACGAUUUUAAUAUUUAUUUAUGGCACCAUUUAUAUGCCGUUCCCAGGGAGUUCUCUGGCAGCCUACGAUAAAGAGGUUCAAAGGCAGUCCUAACCUUGGAUUUGAUAUCCCGCCUUUCACUCCCCUUCAGGAGUCUCAAAGCGGCUAACAUUCUCCAUUCCCUUCCUCCCCCACAACAAACACUCUGUGAGGUGAGUGGGGUUGAGAGACUUCAAAUAAGUGUGACUGGUCCAAGGUCACCCAGCAGCUGCAUGUGGAGGAGUAGAGACGCGAACCCGGUUCCCCAGAUUACGAGACUACCGCUCUUAACCACUACACCACACUGGCUCUCUAAGCAUACAAAUGUAUCCUUAAGCAUAGAAAUGCAGCAUAGCAUUAAGCAACGUGGAAAAAACAUGUUGAAAACUAAAGGAUUCUCAGGCAGCGCAAGCAGAACUCAAAACCCUUAGAGUUCCAAGUCCUGCAAUCCCUUAAAGACUUUGAAACUUUAUUUUAAAAAAAGCUGGGAUGCUAUAUAUCUUCACCCAGCUGAGACUUGUGCUGUGUUCACAUUACUGUCUUAGAAUAAAAUGAAGCAGCCUUCCCUCUGGCCCACAUGAUAUGAAUAUCAUGCAAAUAGCCCUAAAGAGAGGUUUCAAAUCUCAGAAUAGUUGUGCUCUUUGUGCCUCUAGGCAAAAGUGCUGUUUUCAAAUGCUGCAAAAGAGGAAAGGACAAAAAAAUGCAUCUAUCCAGCCAUACAGAAACACCUCUCUCUCUUUUCCUUUCAUGCAAUGAAAGGCUUUAUAACAAUUCAAGUCAGGCAAAAGCACUCAAGGAAGGAAAGGCCUCUGCGAGGGGUUGUGACUUAGUGGGCCUGAGGGCCAAACAGAGAGAUUUGAAGGGUCACUUUUGUUCCUGAGCCUGAGGUUCCUUACCCCAGCCUUAGGGCAUUGUCUUAUUGCUCACCUGGUGCUGAGCUGCUUGUCUUUCUGCAGUCAGACAAGUCCUUCUCUUUGCCCAAUCAGGCUUUUUAGAUCCUAGCCUUUCAUCUUCUGUGUCACUACUGCCUUUUUGCUGUUCUCAUAGUGUGGUGAGCCAUUUUAAAAGCCUGACGUGUGGGGUAAUAUUUAUUCAUAAGAAAUAAGCAUCCAGAGCAGGAUGUGACUCAUAUUAUGAUUCUCCCUUUCGUCCUAGGCAGGUUAUGGACGGGUGCGUGAGAAUAUGACGGAAGAAGCUUCAGGAACAAGUGGAUCUGGGAAAGAUUUGAGUGAAGCUGCUCCCAGAGGAUUGUUUGGAUGUGAAGAAAGUGAAAGAUCGUGAUUAUGGUGCCCUAAAGCCAUGUGCUGAUGUCAAAGGCAGCUUCCAACAGAGCUGAAAUCAUAAACACCAAAUAAUGCAUACAGGAGAGGAUAAAUAUAAGUGUUCAGAAUGUGGGAAAACCUUCAGCCGGAGCACCAACCUUCUUGUACAUGAAAGAACCCACACUGGAGAGAAACCAUACGAGUGCUCCAACUGUGGGAGAAGCUUCACCCACAGUUCAAAUCUUAGGGCACAUGAAAAAAUACACACAAGAGAAAAGCCGUAUGCAUGCACAGACUGUGGCCAGACCUUCUAUCACAGCUCGAGCCUUACAGCGCAUGAGAGAAUCCACACAGGGGAGAAUGUACACAGGUGCCCACACUGUGAGAAGGUCUUCACUCGUGGCUCAGUUUUUAGGAAACACAUGAGAAUCCAUACAGGUGAGAAACCAUUCAAGUGCUCAGACUGUGGGAAAAGUUUCUCUCAGAGGUGCAAUCUAAUUAUCCACGGGAAGACCCACACAGGAGAGAGACCCUUUAAAUGCUCCGAUUGCGGGAGAAACUUCAGUCGAAAAUGUGACCUCAUCGCACACAAGAGAAUCCACACGGAAGAGGACCCAUACAAGUGUCCGCACUGCGGGAAAAGCUUCUCUCAGAAGUCCAACCUUGUCAUACAUGAGAGGAUCCAUACAGAUGAGAAUCCAUAUCCAUGUCUGCACUGUGGGAAACGCUUCCGUCAGAAGGGCAACCUCAUGACGCACGUGCGGAUCCACACAGGAGAGAAGCCGUACCAGUGUCUGGAUUGCGGGAGGAGAUUCAGUCAGAAGGGCAGCCUCACAUCACAUGAGAAAACCCAUUCAAGAGAGAAAAGGACAUCUUGCAUGCAGGAAGUGAGGGCUUGAUAUUUUUCAGCCUCAGGUGGAAGUACCUGAUUUAGUUUUUUGGCUUGGGAGAGCCCUGGUAGUUCCUCAAAACCUUACUAAGGGAUCUCUCAGUGCAAAGAUCAAUAGAGGCAAACAUGCUUCCCUGAAAGAUGGUUUGCCCACUAAUAUUGAUCAUCCUCAACACAUAGCUAUCGAUCUACCAGGCUUGUCUUGUUCUUAUGCACCACAAACCCUGCCCCUAAAAAGAUGAAACCCUAGUUAUUGUGGCUGGAGAAAUACAGGACUGUGAAACCAGCUAGGAACAGUUAGAAGUAGUAACAUUACUCAGCAGCACUCAAGCUUUAAUACAUCUCUCACGAGUUUUAAAAAGAAAAGGCAUUGGGGGGGGAUUACUUAAAAUACUUUGUGUUUGCUGCUCUUGGGGGUUCUUAAAAUGAUAUGUUGUAUGUGUAUAUUUUAGCUCUGGUGUUGGAAUUUGCUCUGCAGAGGGCCUCAAAUGGUAGGAAAUGGUUUAAGAGAAGGGCAGGUUCAUAACCGCCUCUUCCUGGUAUUUCAUUUAACAGAGUCCUACUGCCUCAGUUUCAUAAUGGAGUGGGUCAACUGCUCCUUCUUCAUAGUUAUCCCGUAUUUGCACUUGGGAAUUGAUCACUUUCGCCUGCCUACUGUGGAGUUGUCAAGGAUUGUUGGGGAAAUUAACGCGAAACACUGAACACUAAAAAGAUAAUUCUACUACAAAUUAGAUUUGUAAUGAAACGCAGCAGUCUGUAGGGUGCUCAUGGCUAUCUUGCUGUCUUCUAGGAUACUUCUCUCUCUCUCUCUCUCUCACUCACACACACACACACACACCCCACACUUUUCCUGUCUCAUCAGAGAAUCAGCUUUUCAAGGCCACUAGAAAUGUGUGUUCCUCUUUGGCCUGUUUUCGGAAGGUUUUCUAAAGUUGCUGGGGUUCCUCUAUGCCUGCUGAUACUUUGUGCAUGGAUGUUGCCAUUUUGGCUACCUUUGGGCCAGCACUUGAAGAACCCAGUAGCCAUGUGAUUGCCUCCUUUCUUUUUUUGUUUGUUUUUAAAUAAAAGUGAUUCCCUUUUCUCCUUCCCACCCGUUUUUAUAUGUAAGUGCACAACACUGAACAUUUCACUGCCAACCCUCCAUGGCUCAGUUUACAAUUCACAACAACCCAUAAAAUAAAAGAAAGGAAAAGACAGAGCAAGAAAGGAGGAGACUCACUUGAAUGAAACCUCCACUGUACAAAAGCAGUCCCUGCAUAUAGAAAUCUAGCAAGUCAGGGGAAAGAAUGUUAGGGCCAAAUUAAUGCUACUGCUUGUGGGCGUCUUCCCACAGGCUUCUGGUUGGCCACGGUGAGAACUGCAUGGGCCAUUGGCCUAAUCCAGUAGGCUCUCCUUGAGUUCUUAUGCCCAGCUUCCAUAAUUCAGUUUGGGCUAAAGUGUUGACGAAGGUGAGAUUCAAACCCACAUGCAUGAGAAGCAAUGGAUGAGCCAGUCAUCACCUUCACCUUGUGAUCAUGAGGGUAGGGGACCCAAACCUGUACCUGGAUGGACUCGAACCACCAUUCUUCUGGUUAACAACCAGACACACUAACCAACGGAGCCACAGAGAGCUGAAUGGUUUCCCCCCAUAGCCUUUGGGCUGAGGUUUUGUUGCUGGAGCUGAAUAGAUGACAAACAGACUGAUGGUCCGAGAGGCCGAACAAUUUAAUGUCUGAGCAAACUUGGUCACUACAUUUUCACCCUGAAGCCCACAUCAUUUCUGAGCAGAGGAUUCGUUCUUUUUUAAUUUAAACAUUCUUCUUAGUUUAACAUUGAAAAAUAUUACCGAUUAAAAUCUACUUGUGGUUCUAAAAAUUUGUUUCUCUCAUUGAUGCAGUCUGCAUUCAAUUCCUGGUCAAGGAAUAUGUUUUUCUCUUUAUUUACUUAUUACUUGCAAAUGCUUAAUAUAGAUAGAUAACAGCAAUCAAGACUCCCAACUCACCACCCAUGACGCCCACAGUCUUCCCUUUUCCCUUCUUGGAGAGCGCAGCUGAACACACCCCUUGGCAAAAAGGAAGCGAGAGGAGGAAGUUGCCUUCUCAGAGGCUCCAACUCAGGACCUUCAGAUUAUGAAACUGACUGGCUGCUUCAUACGCUAAGAAGGGGGCAGAGUAGCAUCUCCUCCCUAUUGAGGAUGUGAGUAUGGCAGCUCAUGGAAGUUCUGUUCACAAGAGGCAGAGCCAGAUUUGUUAACAAAUCAGGAAAACUGCUAGCGUGGCAGUUGAAGAUAAGUGAACAAAGAAACUCCAUAAACAAAAUUAAUAUAAAUGGAAAGAUCACAGAUAAGAUGAAGGAAAUAAGAGCAGCAUUUGUAAAAUAUUUCUCAGAAUUGUAUAGGAAAGGGAAGGAAAAAGCUUUUAAAAUAGAGGAAUAUAUUAAAGGUAGUAAUCUGCCAAAAAUAAAAGAGGAACAAAUGGUGAGCUUAAACACACAAAUAACUGCUCAAGAAGUGUUAGAGGCAAUAAAGUGGACAAAAAAAUGGCAAGUCCCCGGGUCCAGAUGGAUGAAUGGCAAAGUAUUAUAAAAAAUUAAGUGAACAAUUGGUAAACCCAUUGAAAGAUGUCAUGAAUGAGAUAUUAAAUACAGGUGAAAUCCCAGAAACAUGGAAAGAGGCUUACAUUACAGUAAUUCCAAAACAAGAUUCAGAUUUGCUGCAAAUUAAAAAUUAAAGGCCUAUCUCAUUGUUAAACAAUGAUUAUAAAUUAUUUGCAAACAUUUUAGCUAAUAGAAUGAAAAAAAUAUUAAAUGAGUAUAUACAUCAAGAUCAGGCAGGAUUUCUUCCAGGUAGACAAAUGAAAGAAAAUAUAAGAAAUAUAUUAAAUGUGAUAGAAUAUCUGGAGGUCAAAAAUGAAAAGAAAGCAGCAAUGAUGUUUAUAGACGCGGAAAAAGCCUUUGACAAUGUUUCUUGGAAUUUCAUGACAAAAGUACUUGAAUAAAUUAUUGUGGAUUCAAAUUUUUAAAGGGAAUACAAGCAAUAUAUUCAGAACAAAAAGCUAAAUUAAUUGUAAAUCAGGUGAUAACGGACAACUGUAAGAUACAAAAAGGAACUAGACAGGGAUGCCCAUUAUCGCCGCUGUUGUUCAUUCUGGUCCUGGAAGUAUUUGCUAGAAACAUAAGAGCAGACAAAGAGAUCACUGGGAUAAAAACUGGGGAAAGUGAGUUUAAAUUGAAAGCAUGUGCUGAUGAUUUAGUAAUUACAGUGGAAGAUCCAAAAAAUUCUCUCCCUAGAGUUAUAGAAAAAAUUCAAAAAUUUGGGGAAGUGGCAGGAUCUAAAUUAAAUAGAAACAAAACUAAGUUAUGAGUAAAAAAUUUCUUUCACACUGUGAACUGAAUGAUUGUGAGUAAACUACUUUUAUAUAGAUUUUAAUAAGACUGUUGUGUCUAUUAUUUUUAAGAGGGACAAGGGAUCUUACCAGGAAUCUUAUACUGAGAGGCUCAGAUGAGCCUGCAACAAGCAUACCUCUGUGCAUUUAAAGGGGAAUGCUACUCUGAUAAGAUAUAGAACUUGCUAACGCAAGUUAGGAAGGAUAUCAUCAAACAAUAUAUCCUCUCCUGCAUCCCUGAACAUUCCCACAUUUUUUACCAGUCUUCUCAAUCUAUUUCCUGUCAGGGAAUCCUUUCGCUGGACUAGGGAGUUCAACCAGGCUUUUCUCAACCAUGGUUUAGUGGUCAGGAUUCUGUGCCACAAUUGGUGCUGAGGUCAGAUUCCUAGCUGGGUUUUCUUUCUUUUUUGCUCCCUCUCCCCCUUCCAGGAACAGAAGGUCUUUCAUGUAGGGAUAUCGCGGAGUGGAGAGUGGGGUCCGGAGGGAGCACACUUCCCCACCGGCAAGCAGCCACGUCUGCCUGCACGCGUGACCUUGGGGUGCAGGGCAACCCCCCCCCCCAGACAAGCCACAGCUGUCUGGUACAUCGUUCCACCUAUGUCUGACCUAUUGCGGUCUCAGAAGUCAGCGGUGUCCUGUCUGUAAGUUUUUCCCUGAGACCUUUUGUCUCCUACGUCAUACACUGUGCAAGGAGAAAAUGACGCUGUGGAAACAGGUGCCAAAAUAGCUUUGUACCACCCCACGAUUUCGGGACGGAAGAUGUGUAAAGGUCACAGCCCAAAGAUGUAUUUGCCUAGCUUGCAUGUUUGUCUCAAUAAAAAGAGGCUCCACAGGAAUGGUGGUAGCUCGCUUCAGACCACCUGUGCGCAGCUCACAUGAUGAUCAACACCUGUCUUGGGCCUUCACCUCAUUUCAGGUGUAUGCUCUUCUCCUCACACACAGGUGGAGAGGCGCAUUUUCAUCUGAGGGAUGGAAACAAGUCCAGAGGCCAGGGCACAGUUUCUCUACUCUGGUGGUUACUGCGAUCACCUCACACGCAAAAGGUCUGAAGCAGCCAGCAAAUGUGAUGCCCUCUGGAAGUUGCUGGACUACAAUCCCAUCAUCUCUGAUCAGAUGCUGGACAAGGCAGAUGGGAAUUGGAGUCCAGCCUCAUCCAAAGGACACCACAUUGGCUGUAAUGCUAAACACAUCUAAACAGCCAAAAGCCCCACUGAAGUCAGUGCAUUCCUAUUCAGGAACAUAAUAUUUACUGGGACUGUUAAAGUGAUAUUGUCUCUAAGAAAUAACCUGCAGAGGGAAUUCCGGGAAAGGGAAGGAAAAAGCAAAUAAAACAAAAUAAAACAAAAUUUAAAAAACUAGCCCCAUUUUUUCUCUGUUUUCUUGCUUCUGCUGAUUGUGACUAGAGUGAGUCAUCUCAAAAGGCCUGUGCAAAGCUGUCAAAAGAGCUCUUGAGGUGUUUGGUUUUAUAUCUGUCAUUUUCAUUUGGAGAGAAACUCCAAAUGUUCCUGUGAGGCAGAUUUAGCCUCCUUAGGAGAUCCUGAGGUGGAUUUUAUCUCCCCUCAGAUAAAAGAAAGGGAGGAAGGUCUCUCCAGAGAACGAGGCUCCUGAGAACGUGUAGAGUUCAGCUCCUGAGUCAGCACCAGAAAAAGACAUCUCCCCUGCUUCACAGUCCAGAGUCACCCGGAUCCUCCUGGGCUCCUCGCUUAGGGACAAAGGAGAGGAAUCAGGGGAGGUGCAGGCCCUGUACUUACCUCUCAAUUUCCCCACAGCCCAGAUCCCUUCCUCAUAACUUAACUCACAGAAGGUAUUAAUUAUUCUCAUGAGAAAGUCAUCCUUUCUCCUCAGAGACUUCCUGGCAACCCCUACAGCCCAUUCUCCCUCACUUCCCACAGUGACAUCCCAGAAAUGUCUGCCUGCUUUGAAUCCCUCACGUCCCAACACAGAAGGCCAGUCACUGAAUCUCUCAGGAUUGUCAGGCAGGGCUUGCUUUUUGUCUCCCCAUCUCACGCUUUUCCGAUCCUCGGACAGGAUGAGCCUGGGAUGGGCUGUGUCUGGAUCCAGAGUGACAUUUUCUGUUGGAAAAAGAAGAGAGGCAGAAUCAGCUGAGAGUCAGAGAUGGACACCCUGAUCCAAGAAACACUCCAGGAACCAGAUUCCCUCUCAAAGAAAUGGGAUUUCUUUGUAUUGCAUACAGAACUGGGAUACUUCUCUCUUGCUUCCAUACUUUCCCCACAAUAAAUACUUUCCUUGUUGGUUUUAAAUCUUUUUUUUUUAUUGCUCAUAAUGAUAUCUUUACAUCAUAACUUUACAUCAUAAAAAUAUCUAUCCAAAAAAUGUUUGUGAUUAUUGUUGUUGUCCAUUUUAGAUCAUCAAACAUUACAUGUACACAAAAAAGAAAAGAGAUGUAAUUCAAAUCAUAAUAUUCUUCAUAAAUAAAUGACUUCCCAUCUCUUCCAUUUUAUUAUAAUAAACUUGUUGCCUGUAUUUAUCUAUUUUCUUUUUCUUUGAAGUACUAUUAUUUCUAUCUAUCUUCAUUUUAAUAUUGGUUAUCUACAGACAUUACUCAAAGGCCAUUACCGUUUUCAGAUUGCAGCCCUUGUUGGUUUUUAAUCAGUUGGUUUCUUCUUUCUGCAUUCAAUGUACCAGUAUUUACAAUGAAACAAAACCACCUAGUGAACCUUUACUCAGCUCUUCUGUGUUUGUGAAUGGGAGGGGGGAGUAGGAGAGAAGGGGACUUGCCCUCCUUAGGCAUCUCUGUAUGAUAUGGCCAUUUGGGGCUCUCAGUGGGUGGGUGAUGAGGGCCCCCCAGUUCAGAUAAGCAGAGAACAGGCAUUCACUCUUAGAUGCCCUCAUUAUGCUUAGAGUUGGGGAGAGUGUCAGUGCAGAGACCCAUCAACCUAUUCUACCCAGAAGUGGAUCUGCUAUAAACUAAGGAAGCUUAAGCUCCAGGGCCCAAAACCCCAUAAAGUCCCCAGAAGCGACUUGAUUCAUGCAUGUAUAUAACGUUUCUCUAAUUUUCAUCCCCCCCCCAACUUGAAAACUAUAAGACAUAGGAAAUAUUUAUUCACUUUUGACACUGACCUGAGAUAAUCCAGUACAGCAAUUUUAAGCAAAAUCUGAGAUGUAGUAGCUAAUAAUAAUUUGAAAAAUUGUGGUGAUCUGUCAUGGAACGACCCCACUGAAGAAUAUAACAGUGGUUACUCAGACCUUUGUGGUUGUCAGGUUGAAUUUUACUUUUUGAAAUAUGGCAAUCCUAGAUCAAGCAGGCUUGCAGAAGUUGUGCCCACACUCUGGGAUGAUCACUGGAUCCUUGGAAUACUCCAGGCAGAUGGAGCAAGUGGCUUCAGCACAAAGAGUGGCUUCCUCACUCCAGAGAAGGAGUUAAGUUUCACUUUCUCAGUUUUCAGUAACUGGGUGUUUCCCUUUCUGUAACUGAUUCAGGAAGAAACUCAGUGCUGACUGCUUUUUUAAACCUGCAGUUGCUCAACAAAUCAGCUUGAAAAUAAGCUGGUUAAACUGGUUCUGUUCUCUCUUUCUGUCAAGGUCAUGCUGUUUAUAAUCAAUAAUAAGGCCAGAAGGAGCCUGGGUUUCGCUUCUUAUCUCCUUCCUUCUGGUGUGGUGUUCUGUAUAUACUGUUACGGUUUAGACUUAUUAUAAGUUAUUGCAAGUUUAAGUUACGUCUGCUGCAACUGGAUUUAUUAUGGACAGUGCCAAUCCUGACAAACCCCCUACUGAAAGCCUGCCCCCCCAAAAAAAAAUUCCUGGCUACGCCCAUGCGCCCAUGGACCUAGCCACUGUGAUCCAUGCGACGGUCACCUCCAGAUUGGAUUAUUGUAACUCGCUCUACGUGGGGCUGCCCUUGAGACUGACCCAGAAACUCCAGCGGGUGCAGAAUGCUGCAGCGAGACUCCUUACGAGGUCUUCGCUGCGAGAUCACAUUCACCCGGUGCUACACCAGCUGCACUGGCUCCCGGUGGAGUACAGGAUCAGAUUUAAGGUGAUGGUUUUAACCUUUAAAGCCCUAUACGGCCUAGGACCCUCGUACCUACGGGACCGCCUCUCCUGGUAUGCCCCACAGAGAAACUUACGGUCUUCAAAUAAAAACAUCUUGAAGGUCCCAGGCCACAGAGAAGUUAGGCUGGCCUCAACUAGAGCCAGGGCUUUUCGGCUGUGGCUCCGAUCUGGUAGAACACUCUGUCACAAGAGACCAGGGCCCUGCGGGACUUGACAUCUUUCCGCAGGGCCUGCAAGACAGAGCUGUUCCACCAGGCCUUUGGCCAGGGCACAGCCUGACUCCCUCCCUUGGCAAUCUUCGCGGAGCUCUGGCCCAAUGGUUGCCAGUGGCCUGAAUUAAUUAAUUUUACAAUGAAUGAUUUUAGAGUGUUGUUUAUGUUAUACUUUUAUACUGUUUUAUUGUUGUUAGCCGCCCUGAGCCCGGCUUCGGCUGGGGAGGGCGGGAUAUAAAUAAAAUUUAUUAUUGUUAUUAUUAUUAUUAGAGACUCAAAGAGUGAAAAACACAUGGAAGAGAAUGAAUUUGAAGAUGAACUAGAAAUCAUUCAAGACAAAAUUAAUUCACUGUCAGUGAUUGGGACCUACACCCACCUCGGCUAGAUAGGACUCCGGAGCUAAGCAGCCAACCAAGAUGUCCAGGCCAGGAGGCAGAGCCAUAGCUGGGGUGUGUGUAGCCAGUACUUUUGCCCCGGGUGAAGCUCCCAGAGGGCACCAGUGAGGGUCACAGCCUGUUGGCCAUUUACUGUGUGUGUACAUAAAUGUGUGUGGCAGGGUGCCCAACUUGGUCUUUGACCUGGGUGACAGAAAGCCUAGUUUCACCCCUGCCAGGAGCGGAGAGCAUCAUCCAGUCCCCAUCCCGCAGAUGAAUUUGGGCCUCAGUCAGAAAUUUACCUUUCUGAAGCUGUUGUCUGAAUAAAAGAGAGUCUGAGGAAGCAAAACGAUAUGGAGUUUAAGCGUUAUACUCUUGUACCUCCAAUAAUAAUAAUAACAGCAAUAAUAAUAAUAGUAAUUAUAUUUGUACCCUGCCCAUCUGACUGGGUUGCCCCACCCAUUCUGGGUGGCUUCCAACAUAUAUAAAAACAUAAAACAUUACAAUAAAUAUUUGUACAAAAAUUACACUUCAUAAUGUAGCUAUAAAGGUAAAGGUAAAGGGACCCCUGACCAUUAGGUCCAGUCGUGACCGAUUCUGGGGUUGCGGCGCUCAUCUUGCUUUACUGGCCGAGGGAGCCGACGUACAGCUUCCGGGUCAUGUGGCCAGCAUGACUAAGCCACUUCUGGUGAACCAGAGCAGCGCACAGAAACACCGUUUACCUUCCCACCAGAGCAGUACCUAUAUAUCUACUUGCACUUUGACGUGCUUUUGAACUGCUAGGUUGGCAGGAGCAGGGACCGAACAACGGGAGCUCACCCCGUUGCAGGGAUUCGAACCACCGACCUUCUGAUAGGUAAGUCCUAGGCUCUGUGGUUUAACCCACAGCGCCACCCGCGUCCCUAUAGUAGCUAUAGUUUCCUUAAAUCAAGUAAAAUAUUAGGUAGUAGAACAAAUAUUUUAAAACAAGGAAAUAAUAGAAAGAACCAAUGAAAAUAACUAGAAUUUUAAAACUCAGCAGUGAUAAACUAGACUUAAAAGCAGCAGAAUAAAAAUAUUCAGCAAAAAAAGCGAUGGUCUAUGAAUGUAGAUUCAGGUAGGUAGCCAUGUUGGUCUGACGCAGUCGAAAUAAAUAAAAUAAAUAAAAAAUUGUCCAGUAG
Podarcis lilfordi (Lilford's wall lizard) is the source of this 12145-nucleotide messenger RNA. The record is from the annotation of a GenBank genome assembly. Lineage: Eukaryota; Metazoa; Chordata; Lepidosauria; Squamata; Lacertidae.